Molecule: messenger RNA, 689 nt
Organism: Gamsiella multidivaricata
Lineage: Eukaryota; Fungi; Mortierellomycota; Mortierellomycetes; Mortierellales; Mortierellaceae
Exons: 5
Coding region: 333-689 (118 amino acids)
Source: RefSeq, a predicted model, not a curated record
AUAGAUCGAAGAGAAGAAAUCUGGCGGUAUUGUCCCUUCAGCACUUUGCCUAUCCUAUGAAGAUGUGAGAUAAACAGUAUAUCGUGAACGGAUAAAGAAAUCUCGGAAAUCAUUAAAUACAACGGCAAGCGUGCAAACCUGGAUCGAAGCUAUCAACGAAGACGGAGAAGGUCAUGAGCGACAGCACUAAAAUCGUGUGUAUGGACUCAACACACAAAACCGUCAAGUCAUUGAAGCCAGAUCCAAAAAACGAUAAGAGAUUCGCCUCUGCGUAUCUGUUCACUCUUUUGGUGAAAGAUUUGAAGACACAAUUGGGUGUGCCGAUUGCGUUCAUGGUAUGCAAUUCUGAAUCAACGGAUGUUCUCAAAGAGUGUGGCCUAAACCCUUCGAAAUUUAUGGUGGACUGCUCUGUCGUCGAGACUGAGGCUCUCAAGCAAGCAUUUCGUUCCUUGGAUAUUUACUACUGCAAGUUUCACGUUGGUCAAGCUUGGGAACGGAAAAUGCGUCAACUUCACAAUGUUGCAGAAAGCGAUGCCAUGCGGAAAUCAUUGAACGGGAUCCUUAACGCUCUGUCAGACGAGGACCGAGGACUGAAGUGGAGAGUGUUCACAACCAAUUUUUCACCAUCUGCAGACGCUUUUAUUACCUAUCUCAAGAAAUGGAUGGAACCAACAAGACUUGUGAAAUGA